Messenger RNA from Rotaria socialis, 1929 nucleotides. Lineage: Eukaryota; Metazoa; Rotifera; Eurotatoria; Philodinida; Philodinidae. The record is from the annotation of a GenBank genome assembly.
AUGCCAUUGACUUUUAGUCUAUUUAAUCAAAAACAAAAGUCAACGCGAGAUCUCACAAAAGAAUCGGCUUCGUUUCUUUGGCAUCAAAUGCUGCUUUAUGUUUUCAAACAAAUGCCGCAUAAUGAUCGUAUGAAAAAUGAAAUGCUCGAUCAAUGUGUUGAUCACUAUCGAAACAAUCAAACGGAAUUAGAAACGAUUGAACAAUUUCGAAAGAGUCAUACACAUGAUCAAGCAAUCAGUUGGUGCACGGAUGAAUAUUUUCUCUAUAAACUUCUUAAUCAAGCCUUACGUACCGAAAAUAUACAAUUACUGUAUUCAUUUCGAUUUUUAAUUAUUGAUCUUUGUGGCGAACUCGAACGAGACAGUAACAAGAUCAAGAGUAAAGGUCGUCUCACUGUUUAUCGUGGACAAAUGAUGCAUAAAGAAGAAUUACAGAAGCUACAACAUAGUAUGGGUGGAUUGAUAUCAACGAAUGGAUAUUUUUCAACUUCACGUGAUAUUAAUAUUUCACUAGGAUUUUUAUCAAAAUUCAAUUCGACCAACGAACGAGUUUUCUUCGAAAUUCAGGCUGCUCCACAAAUAACUGGUGUCGUUUGUACUGAUAUAUCGGCGUUGGGCUCGAUUCCAUAUAUUUCGAUUCAACACAAGAUGCUUCGAAAUCAUGUCAGCGAUGAAAAAGAUAACUACGAUUUAGCACUGGAACAUGCCGAACGCGCGUUACACAUUCGAAAAGAACAGAAACCCGUUGAUCAAAUUCGUCUUGCUAGCACAUUGAAUGGCAUGGGCGUGAUUUAUAAAAAUAAGGGCGAUCUAGAUCGUGCCAGUGAUUAUUAUCAACAGUCAUUGGCGAUAUAUGAAAAUGAAGUAUCAAGUGCACUGCAAUAUUUCAAUCGUGCUUAUGAAAUUUACCGAGAAAUUUUACCUGCUGGUCAUCCUCGUCGUGCUCAUGCCUUGUCAAAUAUUGGAAGUAUCUAUCAUCAUCGGGAGAACCUGGAACAGGCUCUUAGUUUCUAUCAACAAGCUCUAGAUAUUCAAGAUAAGACCUACCCUGAUGAUCAUCUAAGAAAAGUAAAUACGAUUCGAAAUAUUGUUCUCAUAUAUCGUGAUAAACAAGACUGGGACAAUGCCAUGAAUUGUCUCAAUCGAGCUUUGAACAUGUAUCGAAAUGUCUUAGAUGACAAAUCGCAUCCAAGUAUUGCAGUGUGCCAUAGUGAUAUUGGUCAUGUGUACGAAAAGAAGGGCAAUUGGGAUCAAGCACUCGAUUAUUAUCGACGACAGUUGAAGAUGGAAGAGUUAUGUCUGUCGAUCGAUCAUCCUCAUCUCGGCCUACAUUUUGAUUGGAUCGUCAACAUGUUGAAAAAGAAAGGCAACAUCGAUGAAGCUAAACAAUUAUGUCAACAAGAAUUGAAGAAGUUGCCAGAUCUGUUAGGUAGCGACUAUGCAAAUCAUUCAAGAUACACUCAUACUUUAGUUUCAUUAGCAACCAUAUUAGAAGAUAGUGAUUUCAAUAAAUCACAGGAUUAUUAUAAACAAACGUUUUCAGUACUCGAACGACAGUCACGUUCAACAGCCCAUCGAGCAUAUUUAUCACGUACUAAUCUAUCGUCGAAUAAUAAAGAAUUGCCUGUUUCAUUACGUGGUUUAGCGCGUCUCUAUCAAGCAAUGAACAAUGAUAAAGAAGCAACUAAAUAUUUCAAUCAAAGUUUGGAUAUCUUCCAAGUUAUUUACGGACCCGAAUAUAAUCAUGUUAAAGAAAUUUCAAAUGAGUUAGAUCAAUUAAAAGACUCAGUAACUAUUUCUAAUACUGUAGACAAUGAAGAAAAUGACAUUAAUCAUCAUUAUACCACAAAACAACCGAUGCCUGAUCAUCGAUUCGAAAGUUGCGUAUAUAUGGGAGGGACAAAAAGUUCUGCUGGUACACUUCUGUGA